Messenger RNA from Xyrauchen texanus (razorback sucker), 4632 nucleotides. It is a transcript of the gene hfm1, whose product is annotated as helicase for meiosis 1. The transcript is spliced from 40 exons. Gene Ontology annotation, molecular function: nucleic acid binding; ATP binding. The record is from RefSeq and is a predicted model, not a curated record. Bases 114 to 4415 code for a protein of 1433 amino acids. Lineage: Eukaryota; Metazoa; Chordata; Actinopteri; Cypriniformes; Catostomidae.
GGUAAAGUUAGCAGAGGAAGAUAAGCAGCGGAUGAAAGGAAAAAGAACAAUGGCGCUCCUUAGAUGUGUUGUUAAUUAACGUUCAUAAUUCGGAUGUCAAUGACACCCACAAAAUGUUAGAAGGUGAUUUGUCCCUGGAUAACCUGUUUUAUGACGGGCCAGUGAUUCAUAAAGUGAGACCAUUAUGCCAGGAACAGGGUUCUUGGAUGUUCCAUGCCCCACCCUCUUUAUCACAAUUACCUGCAACUCAAGACAUGCUAGGGGAGACAGCACAACUUUCCUCAAACGGUUACUCACAGCGAUCCAAGAAAUUUCUCCCUCUACCAAAAAAAACAAUCCACAACCCCACUGAAAGUAUCCAAGGGCAGAAUGUGAGAUCACAAGAGCUGGUGGAAUCUGUUCUGUGGCACUAUGAAGCUUCUGGAGAAACAGAAAAGGCUGUCAGAAGUAGCACAAUCUCAAUGGGUGCAAUGCAGGAUAUGGAUUGCCUUUUGGAAACAAGAACUUUACCUCCUGCCAGUGCUCCUCCAUUCAAGACCCGGUUGUUCACAGCUCCCACAAGAAAGAUCUCAGGCAGUGGUGAAGACAGUGUUUCAAAUCCAAUGAUAUUGACAGCAAAUGAUGACCCUUUCCUUGGUCAGGUUGCCAUGACAACCAGGGGUCCAACAACAACACAUGGUGUUGCUACAUGUAGUCCCUUUAUUGGGUUGGGCCUAGCUGAGCAAUACCAUUCUGAAGAACAAAAAUUGGAUUUUCCUGCAAAAACAGCCCAUAAUCUCCAUCUUACUCCCAAACCUGUUGAAUUUGAAGGGACAUCUGGAAAAGGAACCCUUCGCCCAGUCUCCGAAAUUCCUGCUAAAUUCAGAAGUGUUUUUAAAGAAUUUCCCUACUUUAAUUACGUACAAUCCCAAGCAUUGGAUGAUGUUCUGUACACCAGUAAAAACUUUGUUGCUAGUGCCCCCACGGGAUCUGGGAAGACAGUGCUCUUUGAAUUGGCUAUUAUUCGACUUCUGAUUGAGGCUUCAGAGCCCUGGCACAAUGUCAGAGCUGUAUACAUGGCACCAAUUAAGGCUCUUUGCAGUCAACUAUAUGAAAACUGGAAACAGAAAUUUGGACCUCUUGGACUGAACUGCAAGGAGUUGACAGGAGACACAGAGAUUGAUGAUAUUUUUGAAAUCCAGGAUGCUCAUCUUAUUUUCACAACUCCAGAAAAAUGGGACAGCAUGACAAGGAGGUGGAGGGAUAACUGUUUGUUGCCAUCUGUUCGUCUUUUCCUCAUCGAUGAGGUACAUGUGGUGAAAGACAAAACCCGUGGAGCUACUCUUGAGGUUGUGGUAAGCAGAAUGAAAACCAUGUACUCGCAUUGCAUGGCUGUAAAUCCAGAAUCAAAAGGAUCCAUGAGAUUUGUGGCUGUCUCAGCCACCAUCCCAAACAUCCAAGAUAUAUCCGAAUGGCUGUCGGAUGAUUUAGGGCCUGCCACUUGUCUGGAGAUGGAUGAGAGUCAUAGGCCAGUGAAACUGAGGAAAGUGGUGCUUGGUUUCCCCUGUGGAAAUAAUCAGAAUGAAUUUAGAUUUGAUCUUUCUCUCAACUACAAAAUGGCCAACGUCAUUCAGACCUACUCUGAUCAAAAACCAACACUUGUGUUUUGCUCCACAAGAAAAGGAGUUCAACAGUCUGCUGCUGUGCUUGCCAAGGAUGCCAGGUUUUUUAUGAGCAUUGACCACAAACAACGGCUGGUGAAAUAUGCAAACUCUCUGCUUGAUGCAAAACUCAGAGAUCUAAUAAUUUGUGGCAUUGGAUAUCACCAUGCUGGCAUGGAAGUGUCAGACAGAAAAGUGGUUGAAGAUGCAUUUACAGGGGGUGACUUGCCGGUGCUAUUUACAACAAGCACCUUAGCCAUGGGUGUGAAUCUUCCAGCCCACCUUGUAGUCGUCAAAUCCACAUUGCACUACGUUGGAGGUGCUUGUGAAGAGUACAGUGAAGCUGACCUGUUGCAGAUGAUUGGGAGAGCAGGCAGACCACAGUUUGAUACAGCAGCAACUGCUGUGAUCAUGACCCGAUCUCAGACAAAGGACAAAUAUACACAGUUAUUGAGUGGAGUAGACACCAUAGAGAGCAGCUUGCAUACAAACUUGGUGGAGCAUUUGAAUGCUGAGAUUGUUCUCCACACCAUAUCUGAUGUGAACAUGGCUCUAGACUGGAUUCGCUCCACCUUUCUGUACAUCCGCGCAUUGAAAAACCCCAAACACUAUGGUUUCCCCCCUGAGCUUGACAAAUGUGGAAUUGAAACUAAAUUACAAGAACUGUGCUUGAAGAACCUGAACUCUUUGGCUUCUUUGAACCUGAUUACUAUGGAUGAAGAUAUUAAUAUCAAACCCACAGAGACCGGAAAACUUAUGGCUAGGUACUGUGUUGCCUGUGACACUGUGAGGCAGUUCAGUAUGGUUACUGGAACAGAGACCUUGCCCGAGUUGAUUGAAAUGAUAUCAAAGGGGAAGGAAUUUAGUGAUGUGCAAUUGAGGGUAAAUGAGAAGAAAACCUUGAACAUGUUAAACAAAGAUAAGAACAGUACCACCAUCAGGUAUCCUUUGGAAGGAAAGAUCAAAAGUAAUUACAUGAAAGUGAAUUGUCUGAUUCAAGCUCAUCUCAGCUGCAUCCCUAUUCAGGAGUUUGGACUCAUACAGGACACUGGAAAGAUAUUCAGAAAUGGAAACAGAGUCAGCAAAUGUCUGACUGAGUUUCUCAGGCAUCAAUCCAGAAAGAAUUUCUCUGCUCAGCUCAACUCUUUGAUUCUUGCCAAGUGUUUUCGAGCCAAACUGUGGGAGAACUCACCUUACAUCUCCAAGCAGCUUGAGAAGAUAGGAUUAUCACACGCCACUGCUAUGGUGAAUGCAGGCCUUACAACAUUCAGCAAAAUUGAGGAGACCGGUCCCAGAGAACUAGAACUUAUUGUGAACCGACACCCUCCCUUUGGAAACCAGAUUAAGGAAGCUGUCAGCAAACUUCCAAAAUAUGAAGUUAGUUUGGAACAGAUUCCACGAUACAGUCUUUCCACAGCUGAGAUUGUUGUCACCAUGAACUUGAAGAACUUUAAGGAGUUGGCAUCGAAACGGACAGCACGAGACAACCAUCAUGUUACUCUGAUUAUUGGGGACUGUGACAAUAAUGUCGUUUUCCAUCAGAAAAUCUUGGACACAAUGCUCUUGAAAUCUGGAAGCUGGUCAAAGAGAAUCGAAGUAACAAGAACAUCUAAGGGAGAUGAGAUCAGCAUUAAUUUGAUAAGCUCUGAAUAUGUCGGCCUGGACAUACAGCAGAAUUUCAGUGCCUUCUACUCUGGAGCAAAAAGUUUUGGAGCUGAAUCCUACACCUUAGAACGCCCUUCAUGGAGGAUGCAGAGGGUUCUUGGCACAGAGAAGACACUACAAAGCCCAGUACUGACAAGUCACUCUUCUUCAAACAGAGAUCAGAAACCUAGACAGGAACAACAAUAUGAUCAGCCCUCAGACAGAGAUCAAAUUGCUCAAGAUACUGUUAAGAGACAGUGCAAUCAUCUCUGCAGAAAUAAGGAGCUCUGUGGGCAUGACUGCUGCAAAGUUGGAGUCGUGAUGAAAAGGUCUGUAAAUCAUUCCACUUUCUCCUCAUACCAUCAAGAUCUAAUAAUUAGGAAUGAAAGACUCACCGUAACUCCUGUGAAACGUUUGAAGAUGAUGAUGAAUACUGGAACAGCAGCUAUAAGCAUGCAGCAGUUCUCAUACAAACCCAAAAACACACUUCCUCACAUCAAGAAGUUUGAUGGAAUUCAAUAUUCUCAAAGUGCCUCUGAAAACACAGAAUUAGAAGAGGGUUUUGUUACACCCAACAACAAUUCCUCCUAUUAUGGGUACAACGAUUACCAGGGAAAUGUAUAUUCUGAAAUUGGAGGCCCAGCAUUUAAACAUCCCAUGCAAACUACUUUUUCACCUCAAAAGUUGUUGAUACACAGUAACCUGAAGUCCCUCAAAGAUGUACAGAUGGAUGGAAUCACUCCAAAUAAUCCUUUCGAUGUGACUUUUGACCUGGGAGUAAAUGACUGGGAUGAUUUUGAUGAUGGUAACUUGGUCCGUGCUAGGUGUUUGACUUCAGUCUCACAAACUCAAGCCAAAAUCAAACAGGGAGCAGCAAGUCAUAUCACCUCACAAAGGAUCCAACCAAUGACUGUUGCACCUCAGACGAGAGUGUUCUCAGAAAUAAGCUUGAACACAGUCUCAAACCAGAGUGAGGCCAAAAAAACUUCCAAGGAUAUCCAAGGAAGAUUUGAAUUUUUCUCAAGGUCAUAUACAGCUGAAGGGGAAAACACCUUUGUUAACAGGGAUUGUGCAGAGGACAUCAGCAACGAGGCUGAUGUUUUUCUUGGUAUAUUCGAUGGACUUUUGUAAAGUUGUAGAGUGUUUUAAAGGGUCCCUGACACUUCUAGCAAUAUUCAGUUGUCAAGAAUCAAAGUUCCUAGGUUAUUUCUUUGGAUUUUCCGGCAUAAGAAUGCCCUUUAUUUAACUAUACUUCACUUUUGCAUCAAAGUAUGUAGAAUCUGAAAUGUCAAUUACAAAUGAAUUACUGUUAUUUUGUUCUGCAAUGCAUCAACAAUAAAAUUAUUAG